This is a messenger RNA of Zingiber officinale, 1403 nucleotides long. RefSeq names its product putative exosome complex component rrp40. The record is from RefSeq and is a predicted model, not a curated record. NCBI's taxonomy places the organism in Eukaryota, Viridiplantae, Streptophyta, Magnoliopsida, Zingiberales, Zingiberaceae. Bases 542 to 1267 code for a protein of 241 amino acids. Gene Ontology annotation, cellular component: cytoplasmic exosome (RNase complex); nuclear exosome (RNase complex). Gene Ontology annotation, molecular function: RNA binding. Gene Ontology annotation, biological process: CUT catabolic process; U4 snRNA 3'-end processing; nuclear polyadenylation-dependent rRNA catabolic process. The transcript has 10 exons.
AGUAGCUAAUCGAAACGGAUGUUAAAGUAAACCCAACCUGUUUGGAGAAAUAGAACGGAAAACCUUUCUCGUAAAACCCUUGAUCGUUGCCCCCGCCGCUGCCGUUCAUUUACUCCCUUCCUCCGCCUCGUCAGUAGCGUACGAGACGCUGCCGCUCCUCUUCAGCCGCCGCCGCCAGUUUUCUCUUUUGCCGCGAGGUCCCUUCAAGUUGCUCCCCAUCCCUUGUCCUCCUCUCCGGACGCUACCACUUUCGACGCCAUACGAAUCGGCUUUCCCUACCGUCCUACUCACCGCAGAUCUGCACUGGCUCCAGGAUUCUGAAUCCGCGUCUUCUGGUUCUGCCAGCUUCUGGCCCGCUGUCCCUCUCUUCUCUUCUCCAGCGAAGAGAAUCACAGGCGAGCAUUUGCUUCGAUCCAAGUGAACUUGCCCUAAUUGAGCUACCACUUUGACGACAAGGUCAACACACCAUCACUUACUAAAGUGCUUCUUGCCUUGUUCUUCUCUCUCGUCAUCACUAUAACCCCAAGUAACCUUCAGCCAGAUGAAUUCAAUGCCUUCAGAUUCUGCAUCAAUGAGCUUUGUUGAUAGAGUCGUCGUUCCAGGCGACCAUGUUUUGGAUCUUACCGGAAUGGCUAAUCAGACCAUCAAAUUGGGGGCAGGGCUGCGUCAGGAUGGUGAUGCAAUAUCGGUCAUGAAGGCUGGGAAGUUGAGAAUUUCAAAGCCCAACAAAUAUUGGGUCGAAAGUUCUCACAAAAGGUAUGUGCCUUGCGUGGAGGAUACAGUUCUUGGCAUUGUGGUGGAUUCUAAAUUUGAUAACUUUUUGGUUGACAUAAAAGCUCCUAUGUUGGGUUUGCUUCCUGUUCUUGCAUUUGAGGGUGGAACUCGAAGAAACAUACCCAAGUUUGAGAUUGGUACUCUACUGUAUGUCAGAGUAGUCAAAGCUAACAACACCAUGAAUCCUGAACUUUCUUGCAUGGAUGAGACAGGGAAAGCUGCCGAGUUUGGUCCCCUGAAAGAUGGCUACAUGUUCGAAACCUCGACUGGCUUAGCACGCAUGUUGCUAAGUUCUCCGCCCUGCCCGAUUCUUGAGGCUCUCGGGAAGAGUUUGUCUUAUGAAAUUGCCAUUGGUUUAAACGGCCGUGUCUGGGUGAACGCUGCCUCCCCAUCGACAGUCAUUCUGGUAUCGAAUGCAAUCAUGAAUUCAGAGUUUUUGAGUGCUGCGCAGCAAAAGAUCAUGGUGGAGAAACUCAUGAAGAGACUUCAGUGAUGGUUAGUGUUUGUUAAUGUUGUUUUGGGUCCUUUUUCUUGUUCUAGCUCACUAUGCCCCUAUGAACCCAAACCGGAAUGUUGUUCAAAGAUUUAUUCCAUCGACAAAUUUCUUCUCAUAGGUUGUUUCGUACGCA